Molecule: messenger RNA, 2659 nt
Organism: Calypte anna (Anna's hummingbird)
Lineage: Eukaryota; Metazoa; Chordata; Aves; Apodiformes; Trochilidae
Gene: GFOD2
Product: glucose-fructose oxidoreductase domain containing 2
Biological process (GO): extracellular matrix organization
Cellular component (GO): extracellular matrix
Molecular function (GO): nucleotide binding
Source: RefSeq, a predicted model, not a curated record
CGGUGCGGGGAUGCGCGGGGGGCGAGGCGGGGCGGGGUGGAGGCGGCAGCUCCUGUCCCCUUCCGCUCUCCCGGCCGGCGGCAGGAUCUGCAGAUGGGAGGGAAAGCUGAGGAGCUGAACAUGAGACUGAAGACUUCUGUGUAGACCCUGAUGCUGAGUGAACACGGAUGAAAAUGCUUCCUGGAGUGGGUGUGUUUGGGACUGGCAGCACUGCCCGGGUGCUGGUGCCCUUGCUGAGAGCAGAAGGCUUCUCCGUGGAGGCACUUUGGGGCAAGACAGAAGAGGAAGCCAAACAGCUUGCAGAGGAAAUGAACAUCUCCUUCUACACCAGUCGGACUGAUGAUGUCCUGCUGCACCAGGAUGUGGAUUUGGUUUGCAUCAACAUUCCCCCCCUGACCCGGCAGAUCGCUGUCAAGGCUCUAGGAAUAGGGAAGAACGUGAUCUGUGAGAAAGCUGCUACCUCUGUGGAUGCCUUCAGGAUGGUCACAGCUGCCAGGUACUACCCCAAGCUGAUGAGCAUCGUUGGCAACGUUCUGCGUUUCCUGCCCACCUUUGUGAAGAUGAAGCAGCUGGUGGAAGAGCACUACGUGGGCAAGGUGAUGGUCUGUGACGUGCGAGUCUAUGGGGGCAGCCUGCUCAGCCACAAGUACAACUGGAUCUGUGACGAGCUGAUGGGGGGAGGUGGUCUGCACACCAUGGGCACCUACAUCAUCGACCUCCUCACUCACAUCACCAGCAGGAGAGCAGAGAAGGUCCAUGGCUUGCUCAAGACUUUUGUGAAGCAGAACACAGCUAUAAGUGGGAUCCGCCACGUCACGAGCGAUGACUUCUGCUUUUUUCAGAUGCUGAUGAGUGAGGGUGUCUGUUGUACUGUGACUCUCAACUUCAACAUGCCCGGGUCCUUCAUCCAUGAAGUCAUGGUUGUUGGGUCUGCCGGCCGCCUCAUAGCUCGUGGGACAGACUUGUUUGGGCAGAAGAACACUGCACUUGAAGAAGAACAGCUGUUUACAGACUCUCUGACUGUCAUGGAGGGCCUCUUGGACAAGGGGUUUAAGGACAUCCCUCUGCUCUACCUGAAGGGAAUGGUGUACAUGGUCCGAGCAUUGCGUCAGUCUUUUCAAGACCAGGAAGACCACCGGACAUGGGACCAUGAGCCCGUCCGCAUGGCAGCCUCUUUUGAAGAUGGGCUGUACAUGCAGAGCGUGGUGGAGGCCAUCAAGAAAUCCAGCAGAUCAGGAGAGUGGGAGGUGGUGAAGGUGAUGACUGAGGAACCAGAUGCCAAUCAGAACCUCUGCGAGGCCCUUCAGAGAAAUAACCUGUGAACAUCCUGUUUGGGGAGGCUGCAGUUCACACUUCUGGCUGUGAUGUAAAAAACUUCUCUAUUUUUAAGAUAUGUAGGUUCUUAUUUAAUAACCUGAGCUCCUUGGUUUUUUUAAACUUGUAAAAUGUGUCAUGCUACGAUAGAAGCUGUUCUGAUUUAAAUUGUUUAAAGAGUUUUAAAUGUUUCUGGGUUUGCAAAUGUUUAAUUUUUGUUUUGGAGACUGGUAGGAAAACUUGAAUUGCCCUUUGCACUUGCAGUAGCUGAAGUGACACUUGGGAUCUCUGCCCUUGCAUGGCUCAGAACUGGGACACAACUCCUCUUGCACAGGUUGCUUAUUUAUUUUAAAAUGAGAGCAUGCAGAGCAAGAUCAGGGAGUAUUUGUUAUUCAGAUGCAUUUUCAUUCUCUCUUGGAGACUAAGUUUUACUCGACAGUUUGUAAAAUUUUAUAAAAGGGUUUAGUGAUGUAAGGGGCCUUUAAACUCCUAUAGGACAAAAAAUAGAAGGAACAGAUUAAAGCUUGUAACAUAAGGAACAGCCUUUUGGCUUCCUGCAGGUGACAAAAGUCUUUCAAAGUAAUUUAAAUUAAUAUUUUAUUUAAAAGAUUAUAGGAAUUUUCUGUUGAUGGUGUCUUGGCAGGAAAAUGUUAAGGAAUUCUGUGAUGAUUUAUGCAAUUCCACCCUAUCUGUAGACAUUAUUCCUUCUACUCAAGAGGCUGCCUGCAUCCAGCAGCUUUUUUCUCUAAGUUCUGUGUCUGUCAGUUGUGUUUACUGCCUGGCAGCACCACCACGUUCUCACUUCUGUGACUGGUUACAAAUCCCUCUGGGGGUCCCAGGGUUUCCAAGGUGUUGCUGGUGACCAAGUUGUUCAGCAUUAACCUCUGGGGGACCUUCAGGUGGGAGUAAGGAGAUAUUUCAUACCUCUUGGAGCUCCCUUAACAUGCUGGCUGGGUAAUUGUCACACUACAUGUGUCCUGGUAGUUGAGAGAAUAGGAACUGAACUGUCCUGGGGUAAGUCUGCUCUUGAUCUCAAACACUGGAUAUUAAUUAGCCCUCUGGUCCUGCCCAUCCUCAUGUCCUCCUGCAGCUUGUGGAGAGAUCUGUUGGCAGAUCAGAGAUGGAAGUUUGUUCUGCUUCCAAACCAUUUCUCUCUGAGGCAGGUAUGCAGAAGGGAUAUUCUAAUUUUAUCACAUUUAUGUUGUGUACUUGAAAGCUUUUUUUAAAUGUAUUUCCCACUAGAUUGUAACCCUGUGUAUUUAUGUACAUUAACAUGCAAACUGCUGUUUCAUAAGCUGGUCCUUCCUGAAAAGUAUUUUUUUCUACAGAAAUAAAAUGUUGUGUU